AUGAAAUCAAUAGCUCAAACACAUAGAACUGAGUUAAAACCAACUAUUGAAUCAACUGUCGAGAGACUUCAUAUUCCAAAUAUGCGCAAUAAAGAUUUUUCUUUAUCGAAUAUUGAUCAAACACAAACAGUUUUACAUUUAUUUCCAAAUAUGGUAAUGAAUACAGCAAUACAUAAUGGUUCAAUUCAAUUGGUGGCUGAUGAUUUAAUCAAACAAAAUGUUGAUGUAAUUGUUGUAUGUUCAACAUCAGAAGUUCUUUUAAAGAAUAUUCUAGAACAAGCAGGCUUAGUAGUAACAGAAGAAUAUAAUCGAUUAUCUAUUUCAGUCAAUCUACAAAAUUCUUUAAUAGAAACAGGACCUGGAAAUUUGAAUUGCAAAGCAAUUUUAUUUGUCCCUUGGGUAACACAAACAAUGUCAGAUUCCAAAAUUCUAUCGAAUUCAAUAUUUGAAUUCGUAUCAAAAUCGUUACAUCAUAUUCUUUAUCAUCCUAAAGUUUAUAGAACAGUAGCAUUUCCAGCUAUUGGAUGUGGUUUAAUACAAUGUCCAGUGAAUAUUGUAGCACAUGCAAUGAUUGAUGCAACUAUUACAAAACUUAAAGAAACUAUGCUUUAUUUUACAGUAUCAUUCGUCAUUUUACCUAAUCAAUUCAAUGUAUAUCAAGGAUUUGCUAAUAAAUUGGCAUCAAUAAAACAAUCGUCAGAAACAUUUGGUUCUGUACCGUAUUCAUUUUCAAAAUUAACUUUAACAUUUACUGCUAAACAAGAAAGAAAUUUGAAAAAAUGUCGAUCAGAUAUUGAAUCACAUAUUAAUACAUGUACACAAAUAAAAUGUCGAGAAAAAGAAGAAAAUCUUGAUAUUUGGACACAACAAUUAGUUCUUAUAUUUUAUAAAUAUUGUUUGGAUCAUUAUAUAUGGCCAACAAUUAAUUUAGAACAAAAAAAAGUUAUAUUAAUCGGUGAAAAAACAUCUAUCGAUGAUGCAGAUAAAUAUUUUCUUGAAUUAACAACACAAGCUUUAAAACAAACACAACUCGAUAAUAUUUCACGUAAUAUUCUUUGGGAAUAUCAAAUAGAUUCUUCAACAUGGGAAAGUUAUUCAUAUAAAUGUAAUGCUGAAAUUGAAUAUGCAUUAACUUUUAGAAAAUUACCUGUGGUUAACAUUACUAAUGAACAAAAUGAAACAUGUCUUAUUGAUUUUAAUAAGAACAAAGAAAUAUUUAAUAAUCGUAUUCGUAGUAUACGACGACAAAAUUUAACUAAUUAUAGUUUACCGAUGCAUUGGCAAUGUCAAUCAACAAAUUGUUGUCGUUUUAUUCUUAGUGAACAUUCAGAAGAAUAUAAAAAUAUCAAAGAUAAAUUUGAUCAAACUAUGUUAGGUAAUUAUAUAUGUAUUAAAUCAAUUGAACGUAUACAAAAUCAACGAUGGUAUAAACAAUAUGCAGCACAUCGUGAUGCAAUGAACGAACGUUUAAAACAAGAAACAGAAAAAAUGUUAUUUCAUGGUUGUAAUGAAGAUUCAGCAAAUAGUAUUGUUGAAGAAUGUUUUAAUCGAUCAUAUGCUGGUACGGUCUAUGGACAAGGUGUUUAUUUUGCAACUAAUGCUAAAUAUAGCCAUGACUAUACUCGAUCAAAUCAAGCUAAUGAACGGUGUAUGUUUGUUGUAUUAGUACUUGUAGGAAAAUAUAUUUUUGGAAAUUCAUCAAUGAAAGUACCUCCAAAAGGAUAUGAUUCAACAACGGAUAAUAAUCAAAUUUUUGUUGUUUAUCAUGAUGCACAAGCCUAUGCUGACUAUUUAAUUAAAUAUCAAUAA
Molecule: messenger RNA, 1809 nt
Organism: Rotaria sp. Silwood1
Lineage: Eukaryota; Metazoa; Rotifera; Eurotatoria; Philodinida; Philodinidae
Source: the annotation of a GenBank genome assembly